CGGACGGUCUUUUUCCUCAGAGUCUGCUAGCAAUACUCGUCACGCAUGCGAUGACUACCUUAGUUCUGCGUGUACAGCAGUCGGAGCACAUGCGCCCUUCGCUGAUGUGCGCGCGAGCGAACCAAAGCAGAGCGUGAUCGUGGGGGAAAAAAGAGUUCAUAUGACAACCUCCUUAGUCCUUAACCCUCGCUGGUCGGCGGAAACGGUAAUGUUUGUUUAUGACAAUAAUCUGGACGAGUUCAACAAGAACAUGGAGGGGCUGGUGGGCAGCGGGAACUUUGCCACCCCCAGCGCGGUGAACCAGUGUCGCAACAUAAUGGCUCACUCGGCGGCCGCGGCUGCACUAGGCGGCCACCCCCCGGGUUUGAUGCAUUCUUCAGCGAGCUACUCCAACGUGGACGUGUCGGUGUCGGGCCCCGGUGAUGCGUCCGCGUCGGUGAAAACGUGCGCGGCGGGACCGUGUUCGGCAGCGACCGUGCCCCACCAGAGCACUUCUGCAGCCCCCGCUUUACCUUACGGCUACUUUGGUAACGGCUACUAUCCGUGUAGGAUGGGGCGUGGUCCGGUCAAAUCGUGCACGCAGGCUGCCGGAGCCGCACUCAGCUCUCAAUACAUGGACACCACCGUGAGCUCCGAUGAAUACCCCAACCACAGGCCAAAGGAGUUCGCCUUUUACCACGGCUACCCCAGUCCUUACCAGUCCAUGGCAAGCUACCUGGAUGUGUCCGUGGUCCAAACGUUGGGGACUGGUGAGCCGCGCCAUGACACCCUCCUCCCCAUGGAAGGCUAUCAGCCAUGGGCUCUCACCAACGGCUGGGGGGGACAGAUGUACUGUUCCAAAGAUCAGGGGCAGGGUCACCUCUGGAAGUCCGCGUUGGCUGAUGUGGUUGCCCACCAGCAAGAAUGUUCCCCUUUUCGUCGAGGAAGGAAGAAACGAAUACCUUACACAAAGGUGCAGCUUAAGGAGCUGGAGAAAGAAUACGCCGCCAACAAAUUCAUCACGAAGGACAAGAGGAAGAAAAUUUCGGCCGCGACCAACCUUUCGGAGAGGCAGAUCACCAUCUGGUUCCAGAAUAGGAGGGUAAAGGAGAAGAAGUUUGUGACUAAAGUGAAAAACAGCACGCCUUAGCAUUCUGCUCAUUCGAACCAUCACCUGGGGGGAUUAGUGUUCGCUUAAACACCGAGUUGACGCAUUUGGGUGAUCAAUCAUGAAAUGCUCCAACAUACCGUGACUGAUUUCGUCCAACACGAAAGACGCAUAUAUGCAUCACGUAAGGAAGUAGGACUUAUUAAAGGACAUAUGAAUGAACCAAAGCCCUCUCAUAAACAUUUUGUAAAUAUGGCAUUUUUGUAAAUAUGUCAUCAAUUCACGUUGAACUGUCUUGUCUAUGUUAAUUUGCUAUUGUUGUCUGUAUGUCAGAUAUGCCUUCACGUCGUGUUCAUAACGCGUUCACAUUUCUCUUUCGUUUGAAUGGGAUUUUAAAAAAGACGCUUUAGACGUCAGUGCAUUAUCAACGAGACCUCAAAUGUAAAUACUUA
Messenger RNA from Hippocampus zosterae (dwarf seahorse), 1539 nucleotides. It is a transcript of the gene hoxb13a, whose product is annotated as homeobox B13a. The record is from RefSeq and is a predicted model, not a curated record. The transcript has 2 exons. Gene Ontology annotation, molecular function: RNA polymerase II cis-regulatory region sequence-specific DNA binding; DNA-binding transcription factor activity, RNA polymerase II-specific. Gene Ontology annotation, biological process: regulation of transcription by RNA polymerase II. NCBI's taxonomy places the organism in Eukaryota, Metazoa, Chordata, Actinopteri, Syngnathiformes, Syngnathidae. Bases 161 to 1129 code for a protein of 322 amino acids.